UAUCAGAAGCACCCCCGAACAACCGUUCCUUGGGCGCGCACGCCGCCCUCCCUGACAAAUUGCAUUCCCUGUCGCGCAAUCUUGGAUAUUGCUGCAGUAAAUAGAGUGGAGGGGGGAAGAGACAGCGAAUUCUUUCGCUGAUAUUUCCUUUAUCCUCCACUCCGCGGGUCACUCCGGAUUUGAUCGUGAAUUUCUUACUGGCUGGAAGAACAUUGAAGUUCGCCGCGGUCGCCUUCGUUUCGAGGGAGCCCUUAUUUACGAAAUUAGCAAUGAACUGAUUUGAAAAGGAAGGCAAUUUUGAGUGUAUUUAGAGUUCAAGCAAGUUUGAGUGUGCAUUCGUUUCGGUGGCGCGUCGGGGCCUUAAGUCGUCUAGAAAAUGUACCAAAGCCUGGCGCUAGCUGCAAACCAUGGACAGCCGAGCUAUCCCCACGAGGCUUCCGGCAAUUUUAUGCAUUCUUCGGCGGGCUCACCCGUGUACGUACCGACCACCCGGGUCCCAUCUAUGCUGCCCAGUAUACCGUAUCUGCAGAACUGCGAGGCGGCCCAUCAGAGCCACCACCUGAGCAACCACACGGGGUGGCCGCAGUCGGUCAGCGAAAACUCUGGAUUCAAUACCGCUAGCCCGCAUCCUUCCACCACCUUCUCCUACUCCCACAGCCCCCCCAUGAGCCACGGCGCCGGGAGGGAGGCAGCUUACGCCAACUCUUUGGUCAUUGGCGGCAGGGAGCAGUACGGCAAUGCCCUGGUCAGGUCGGUGAACGGAACCUACUCCAGCCCCUAUCCCACCUACGUCGGCCCAGAUAUGACUUCGGCGUGGCCACCCGGGCCCUUCGAGAGCUCCAUGAUCCACAGCCUCCAGGCAAGGCAAGUUUCCAUGUCUGGCCGGAGGUCGAGUCUGGAAAUGUUGGAAGACUUCCCCGAGGGCCGGGAGUGUGUGAACUGCGGGUCCAUGUCUACUCCGCUCUGGAGACGGGAUGGGACGGGCCAUUAUCUUUGCAAUGCCUGUGGGUUGUAUCACAAGAUGAACGGGAUGAACCGGCCACUCAUUAAACCACAAAGGCGAUUGUCCUCCUCCAGGCGUGCUGGCUUGUGCUGCACUAACUGCCACACCUCGACCACUACUCUAUGGAGGAGAAAUGCAGAAGGGGAACCAGUGUGUAACGCUUGUGGACUCUACAUGAAACUUCAUGGGGUACCACGUCCACUAGCUAUGAAGAAGGAAAGCAUCCAGACAAGGAAAAGAAAACCUAAGAAUAUUAACAAGUCCAAAGGUUCCUCAGGUACAGCUUCAGGAACUAAUUCCCCAUCUUCUAUAUCGAACUCCGAAAACGCGUCAACUAUCAAAACUGAAUCUGAUUUGGCCUCAUCUCCGUAUGCUGGUCAAACAGUGGUGCCUGGUUCUCAGGCUCCACCCACAUCAAUGAUAAGUCGUGAGGAUUUGAAUCCUGGCCCUUCACAUUUGAAAUAUGUAAACGAAGAUUAUUCUUAUACCUCAGCCACUGUGAUUCCACAGACUGGAGUUAAUGUUCCACUCAGACAAGACUCUUGGUGUGCCUUGGCGCUGGCAUAAAUUACGCAGUCACUUUUGCAGCUUUUCUGUUUCUAUCAGUGAGUGGAUAACUCAAAUAUCCUAAGGAAUUGAAAGAAAUAACAUGAACCCAGGUAUUUAUACUGUGUAUUUCUAAUUGGUGAAAUGCUACAAAAAAACAUACAUAUAUGAACAUCCCAGCAAACACUUACUUCCAUGUCUGGGUAGAAUAAAUUCCUACAUCCCUGGCAACAAGCGAUCAAGUGAAACAAAUGUAUGCUGUUCAUCUCAAAACUAUGAAUGAAAUCAAAACCAUUUUAAAGUGGCUUCUUGUAAACUAUUUGUGAGUGCAAUUAAUUUCAUUAGGUCAGUAAUUCCAACUGAUCCUGUUAGGCUAAAUAACUUAAUAAUUUAAAGGUAAAGUUUGAACAGAAAUUAUUGUAUGUUAUGUUGAAAUAUUGGCUCUCUCCAUGGACAGAUAUUUCACAUCUGCUUUGAAUAUUUUAUGAUAGAACUUUUUAAAUACUUUGCCUUUAUUGAAAAUAAGAUGAAUUAAUUCAUCUAUAAUCCAUAAAUAUAUAUAAGCAAAAUCAAGGCUUCCAAUCUCUUCAUGGACAUAUUCACAGAUUGUUAAUGGGAAAAUAAAACUGAACAGCAUCUGGCGUGUAAAAUAUCUGUAGAAAAGUUAUUAUACCAAUGCUAAUGUUUUGCAUAUUCAAAAAAUAUAGAAGCUCUAUUUACCUUUGAGACACUGUUGUAAAUAUAUUAUAAAGACACAGUUUUUGAUUAUUGUUGUGCAAGACCUAAACUAGGAGGCAGAUGAGGAAACAGAUAUUUACUAUGGAUUUGUGAACUUGUAAGUUGAACUCUGAGGUACAAUGGAGAAAUAAGCCAUCGCAAAUCUCUUAAACCGUAACUCUAAGCCUUGGCAAAUCUAAUGAUAAGUACACAAGAUACCUCAAAAGAAAUUAAGGGGUUUAGUCUCCAUUAUUGAUCAUUUGUAUAAUAAUCACAUUUUUGAUUCUUCCUUCAUGUUGAAUGGUUCAUUCAGAAUAUUUAUUAGUUGACUGAAAAUUGUACGAUCCAAUGAUGCUAUCAAAUCGAUGGCAAAAGUUGCGUCAUCAGCUUGUGUAACUGGUGCUAAUAAUCGGAGAUAUUGUUUUCCCUUCAAUUUGCUAGAAAUUACAAACUUGAAAAAACUGUGUAUCAAUCUAAAUAUCAAAUGAUGGAAAAGCAUUGAUUGAAAUAAGUGUUCUCUUGGGUUACAGAUGAAUAAUAUGUAUUUUAAUUAUGCAAAAUAUGGCAUUGAAUUGUUGUAUACCAUUACAAAUGACCAACUGCAAAGGACAAGAUGAUUAGUUUUAGAAAAUACAUUAAUGAAGUGAUUUGAACAUCACUAUGACCUGUUAUUGAUCUUCAAUUUAUUGACUGUAUCACACAUUUUUAUACAUUUAUCUAGAGUAUUGUGCACAUUUCAGAAGUUUAAUUAGUUUAUGAUUGAUAUGGACAAGAAAAUGAUUACUUUCAGUACUUUUGCUGUCAAAUGUUUCAUCCUUACAAGGUUGACAAUAAAUACAAAUAAUUUACUGAAUUCUGUUUUGUGGUACAUAUUGAACAUUAUU
Messenger RNA from Leucoraja erinaceus (little skate), 3150 nucleotides. RefSeq names its product GATA binding protein 5 (gene gata5). Gene Ontology annotation, molecular function: zinc ion binding; RNA polymerase II cis-regulatory region sequence-specific DNA binding; DNA-binding transcription factor activity, RNA polymerase II-specific. Gene Ontology annotation, cellular component: nucleus. The transcript is spliced from 7 exons. The coding region runs from base 377 to 1570 and encodes 397 amino acids. The record is from RefSeq and is a predicted model, not a curated record. Gene Ontology annotation, biological process: cell fate commitment; cardiac muscle tissue development; negative regulation of transcription by RNA polymerase II. NCBI's taxonomy places the organism in Eukaryota, Metazoa, Chordata, Chondrichthyes, Rajiformes, Rajidae.